ACAACUUCACGUGAAACAUUGAUUUAGCAGUGGCCCGGAUUUCUUCAAGAUUACCCUUCUUAUUUCAAACUACAGCUGGUUGUGCCCAUACUAUGAGCGACUCCUUACGGAAGCCCAGGAGGCCAGUCAAAGGCUUUCAUUUCGGGUUAUUCGGAAAGAAUUUGUUUUCGAGCGUGCGUAGCCUACGUAGCGGCUCAAGGGAGGGGAGUACACAGGCUAAGCGUGCGAAGGUUCAUGAGGGCAGGAAAAGAUUUGAAAAGAAAACCUUUUCAAAUAACCCUAAUAAAGAGCCGGCUAGCAGGCUCUUUUUUAACCUUUGACCCAACCCUUGACCAAUCACCUUUCGUGGUCGCCGAAUUGAUACUCCGCCUUAUUACAGACCGGUUCAAAACCUGUUUUCCGGGUCGUUUCAGAUUGAAAUGCAAACAUCCAGAAGGCCGUGUGGUAAACAUAUUUUUUUUAUCCCUCGAGCAGUGACGAGCAUACAGUACGCAAGCCAUCGAAUACUGUCUUCCCCGCUAACAUGCGAUCGCUAUUUCGGCGACGAUAUUUUAGGCAUUGGUCGAUAAGAAAAUCCAUGAGAUGUUUUAGUUCUAGUAGUCGUAAUGUCUCCAAGGAAUUUGAUGUUGUUAUCGUCGGUGGUGGUGUGAUGGGAUCGUCUUCUGCGUUCCAUAUCGCCAGUCGGGACCCAACCAAGAGAGUGUGCGUCAUCGAAAGGGAUCCAGGGUACUCAAAGUGCUCGUCAACACUCUCAGUUGGUGGCAUCAGACAGCAGUUUUCUAUGGCAGAGAACAUUCAACUCUCUCAAUAUAGCUACAAAUUCUUUACUGAAGUCUCCAAGCAUCUUACUGUAGACCCGGCAGACCCAGCAGAUAUCCAUCUCAGAAGGGGAGCCUAUGUAAUGCUGGCAAGUAAAGAGGGAGUAAGCACCCUUAUGGAAAACUAUAAACUUCAAAGGGAUCUUGGCUGUCACAUAAAACUACUAGACAAUCAUGGACUCCAUAAACGCUACCCAUGGAUGAAUACAGAUGAUAUUAAAUUGGGAUCUGUAGGAUUUGACUGCGAGGGCUGUUUUGAUCCAUGGGCCCUUUUGUCUUCGUUCAAGAAGAAAUCCAUCUCCCUCGGUGUCCAGUACAUCCAUGCUGAAGCUACAGGAAUGAUGGUGUCUGACGAUAAGAUUGCUGGAAUACAGAUUGCUCCAUCAUCCCAACCAGAUGCUCGUUAUACGUUGAGGUGCGACACAGUGGUCAACUGUGCUGGUCCCUGGGCCGGACGCAUUGCCAGGCAGGCCGGGAUAGACCUUCCAGUGGAACCGCGUAAACGUUACGUAUUCGUCUUUAAGUGCCCCGAUCAGCCUAUCAGAGAAAACACGCUCUUUGUGGACAGGACAGGGGUUUAUUUCCGACCGGAGCCACAAGGUUAUAUCUGUGGUUUAUCACCAAACGAGGAUGAAGAGCCUGACGUGGCAGAUCUGGAGGUCGACUAUGACUUUUUCACGGAGAAAAUCUGGCCGGUGUUAGCUCACAGAGUACCCGCUUUUGAAUGUAUCAAGAUUCAAGGGGCCUGGGCCGGUUACUAUGACUACAACGUCUUGGACCAAAACGCUGUAAUUGGGCGUCACCCAAAACUCUCGAACAUGAUCUUCGCAACAGGGUUCAGUGGACAUGGAAUUCAGCAAUCGCCAGCAGUCGGCAGAGCCGUCAGCGAGCUAAUCCUUGACCAGGAAUUUACCACAAUUGACCUCAGGAAUAUGGGAUACGAGAGAGUUAUCAAUAAUGCACCCAUAAGGGAGAAAAAUAUUGUGUGACGUGUAUGACACAGUCUUUUGGACCAGGAAUUUACCACAAACGAUCUCAGGAAUAUGGAAUACGAGAGAGUUAUCAAUAAUGCACCCAUAAGGGAGAAAAAUAUUGUGUGACGUGUAUGACACAGUCUUUUGGACCAGGAAUUUACCACAAACGAUCUCAGGAAUAUGGGAUACGAGAGAGUUAAAGAUAAUGCACCCAUAAGGGAGAAAAAUAUUGUGUGACGUGUAUGACGCAUUCUUCUGGACCAGGAAUUUACCACAAACGAUCUCAACGAGAGAGUUAAAGAUAAUGCACCCAUGAGGGGGAAUCAUAUUGUGUGACGUGUAUGACACAUUACGCUCUGGACCUUAGGACUUUUUUAUGCUUCUGUUUCGUCUAGAGAGAAGGAAUGAAAAAUAGCUUUUAGCAUCACACAUGAGUCUCUUUUAAAUCCUCGUGAUUAUCAGCUUGAUGUAUUGUCAAUAAGUUUUUUUUUACCCUGAGUUACCUUCGGAAGGUCCGAUGCGCAAAGAAGAUGCGCAGGUAGGGACGUAUAUCUUGUAAUAGUCGGCCGAGGCAAUAGCGACCUUAAUAAUCACAAGAUAACGUUCUUGUAAAAAAGCGCUUGAACGACCUACGCGAUACACGGUUUCAUAGGCUCGCCAUAAGGCAAACAAGGUGUUAAACUAAGAACCGAAUUAAAUUUAAAAUUAAGUUAAUUUUGCUCGCUUAGCGCAAGUCUCCUUUUCGGACCAACCACCUUUCUUUGGUUGCCCCGAUUCUAGAAGUCAACGAAGAACGAAAGUGAGAACUAAAUUUUUGGAAAUGUUAACAAACAAUUGAAGGAUGAAAGACUAUGGGUUACAAUCCUUACAGAAAAUAACGGCAAACGAGCGUGUCAAUUUA
This is a messenger RNA of Nematostella vectensis (starlet sea anemone), 2693 nucleotides long. RefSeq names its product FAD-dependent oxidoreductase domain-containing protein 1. The transcript has 7 exons. Bases 524 to 1807 code for a protein of 427 amino acids. The record is from RefSeq and is a predicted model, not a curated record. Gene Ontology annotation, molecular function: oxidoreductase activity. Gene Ontology annotation, cellular component: cytoplasm. NCBI's taxonomy places the organism in Eukaryota, Metazoa, Cnidaria, Anthozoa, Actiniaria, Edwardsiidae.